Molecule: messenger RNA, 4728 nt
Organism: Anisakis simplex (herring worm)
Lineage: Eukaryota; Metazoa; Nematoda; Chromadorea; Rhabditida; Anisakidae
Source: the annotation of a GenBank genome assembly
UUGAAUGAUGAUCUGGUGAAUGAUAUCGAGAGGUUCGCAGCAUAUGUGGAAAGGUUGCGGCGGUCACUGGAUUCAUCGACAUCAGUUCCAGGGUUGGGUGGAGAGCCAACGAUUAUUUACGAGACUUCGGGCGCAUCGACCCUACUAAUUGAUGCCUUCUGUAUAUAUAAUAAAACUCAGAUGGAGAAUCUAUGUGUGUUUCGGUUCACUCAGCGCUUUCAAUGGUAUCGCAAUCUGUACGUGAUUUAUUGGUCAGAUAUCCGAUUUUUAAGACUUCACAAGUUCUUUUACCAGCUAGUCAGCUCGUUCAUAGUGUUAAAGUGUAGUAAUGAUCAAGCUGGUAGUGGCGGUCUAAGGAACGGACGUGGUGUGUUGACAAGGCGACAUUCAACAUAUCAAAGAAGCGCGCAAGAUAACGAAUACGACAUCGAUGAAAUAGAUAAAAUGGUUGCUGAUCGAGCGGAUGGUAUCGAUAUUGCAUUUGAUCGCGGCAAAGCGUGGUCAAAGUAUUGCAAAGAAUUGUUGAAUUUUGUGUCGCGUCGUGUUCAGUUAGAGUUAGAUCAUGCAAAAAAGGUGCACUCUUUAGCUAAUCAGUCUAAAGUUGCAAUUAAUGAGCAUUUUUUACCUCUGCGAGAUGUGUUCGAAAGCAGUUUCGAUAAUGAUGUCGCGUUUUGUGAGCAGACCUAUGAUGCUGUUAAACACAUUCAGGAUCGAUUUAUUAAGUCACUCGAGAUGAGACGUGACGAUCAUGAAAGGCAACGAAGAGCAUUGAAGAAUGAGUGGAUGCGUGUUGCGAAACAGUUGAAAGAUACACAACAAGAGUUGAUACGUGCUCGUUCGUUACUGGAUUCACGUGAUGAUGGAUAUAGACGUGCACAGGAGAGUUUUUUGCGGACAGAAUCAACCGGACCCGCGGUAGGGGUCGAGAUGAUUAGACGCAAAAAGGAGCUGGAAAGACGAAGGAAAAAUGAGGAGGAAGCAUUCACGAAGAGGGAAGAAGCACAAAAUCAAGUGGAAAAGUUGGAAGGCGAAUUGGAGCGGCGUGAACAGCUAAUGGAGGACACAAAGGUUCGAAUAGUGGGCCAAUUGCGUGAACUGGUGUAUCGUUGUGACCAAACUACGAAAGCAUGCUCAACACAUUAUUUUCAGGCACUGGCUAAUCUUUGGGUAGCGCAACCGGGUAAGUAUCACGAGUUUGCCGAUGCAACACGCACUUAUACACCGGGAGCAGAAUAUAUGUCCUUCUUACAGAAUCUUCCACAUCGAACUGUCUCAUCUGGAUCACUGUUUAGGACUGCUGCUGAUAAUGACGACGUUUUGUCAUCAGCCAAUCAUACGGCAUCUUCGUCGUCUGUUUCAUCACAGAGGCGAAAUGCAAUUGAUGUGUUCGACCAUGAAAUGAUACUCGAAAGGAAGCAAAAGAAAAGUAGUGUUUCAGUGAGAUUACUGGAUCAGUCGACAACAGAAACGAGUGCACAACAUACUGAAGCUGCGAAAUCGCAUCGUCUACAACGAAUAAGACAACCAACGAAGUGUUCAAAUUGCGAUACAUUAUCAAUUCUGUCGACUGUACAAUGUUUGCAAUGUGGAAUGGUAUUUCAUAAAUCAUGCCUCAGCAAGUUGACCAUAUUUUGUGGACAAUCAAGUAAGGGAACAGGGCACUCGUCUUUAAGUGGUGCUGCUGUAGAAAGUGAUUAUGCGGCAGCAGCAUCGAGACGGAUGAGUAUAUUCGGUGUGUCCCUGAAAGGGCAUCUGGAUGGACAGAAUCGCAAAGUACCGCUUAUUGUUGAGAAGUGUGUUGAUGAGUUGCAACGACGUGGUUUAAAAGUUAAAGGUAUUUAUCGAACAUGUGGUGUAAAGAGUAAAAUCGAGCAAAUCUGUGAAGAAUUUGAACGAUCGCCGAAUUUCGUUGAUAUUGAUUUAAGUGUAUUUCAUCCAAUGAAUAUUGCGAGCGUUAUUAAACUCUACUUGAGGAAGCUUCCAGAACCACUGCUAACGCAUGAACUUUACAACGAAUGGAUUUUGCUAGCGACCGGGGUUUGUAUAGUAGUUUUUAUUCAAAAUUUGAAUGACGGUGAUGAAUGUAUCACUGAACAGAUACGUUGUUUGCUGCAUAAAUUACCCGAACAAAAUUUCGAUACAUUACAAUUUCUUCUACUACACUUGAAUCGAGUGACGUGGUUUGAAAUGGAUAAUUUGAUGACAGCGUCAAAUUUGGGUGCGGUGAUAUCGCCGUCGAUGAUUUGGAUGCAUCCUUAUAUACCGUCAUGUAGUAAUAAGAACUCGUCAUUCCUUUCUGAUGCACACUUAUUGAGUAAAGCCGUUGAAUUACUUAUUAAAAAUGCUUUCGAAGUAUUCAAUGUGGACAGGGCAGAAGAUUGGCAUGAUUUCUUCCAGAAUUAUCCAGAAAUUGAGCAACCACCUGCUGUGGAUCCUGAAACGGAGGCGCAUAUUGGUGAAGGCGAAGAUGAAGGUUGUUUGCUUAGCUGCUACUUGAUUAGUUGGUUUAAUAAUAAUUAUUAUUGUAACCAGAUAAUUAGAAACAAGUCAAGUCAUAGUCUGGUUCAGGCUCACAACAACAAUGAUAUUGGUAUAUCGCUCGGUUUUGAGCAAACUUUCUACAGCUCAGAGGUAGAGCCCCAAACGGUAAUUGGUACGGCGCAGCUUCGAUUCCCGUUCGCGGAGGAAAAUGAGGACGAAGAUCUGCUGGAAGAUGAAGCAGAUACAGAUGUAUUGUGUGGUGGUUCAUUUGUUCCACAACCACCGACACCAGACCUGCUGAAAAAUACGUCAAGAGGCAAAAAUGAAUCGUAUUCAACAAGUGAUGAUCUCGAUUUGGAUAGUUCGUUGGGGUCGUUUGUUAGUGGUGGUGGUGGGCAUUGCGGAGGGAGCACAGCGGGACCAGGAGGGGGCUGUUCGAUGACGAUGACUGUGAGCAACAAACCGCAGCAAAAUGUAUCGUCUUCGUCGUCAUGCUUACCAACUUUAUCAAAAAACCAAUUUAGUGAUCAUAAUCAAUUAACGUCAACUCUAUCAACGCCGUUAUCAUUGCUCACCACGAAAGAUAUUGUCACAAGUAAUGAUAAUGAUGAACAAGUAAUCAAACAAAGUUCAUUUUUGCAACCGCAAAUUUUUGAUGCGAGCUAUUGCCGUGACAAGACGAUGAAGGACAAGUCGCUGCAUCAGCAGCAACAGCAUCAAACACGAUCGUAUACCACUUCGAUUCUGGUUGCUCCACAUAGUGAAAGUCAUUGCAGCAGCAACUCCACUUCGACAACUGAUAAUUUCAUCACAAAAACAUCGCCUUCUUCACCUCUGGCCACUUAUAAAUCAUCGUCGAAUGGCAGUGAUAAUGUUAAAAAUAAUCGUGAUUCUUCUCAGAACAUCGCCGAAUAUGUUAACACUUUCUAUGCAUCUGCUUCUGGGUCGUCUACAUAUUCUACUGCUGCAACUGGGAUUGUUGGUCCGUGCAGUAUUUCAUCAACUUUGAAUGAUGAUGGUAAUAAUAAUAAUUCUGCUGCUGCUGAUUAUGGUAAUAAUAGUGAUGAUAAUGACCUUUUAUCGAUAGUUUUAUCAGCUGCCGAUAAACUUGCGAAACCGACCUGUAUGAGUGCAUCUGAUGAUAAGGUAAACAAUAAACCAUCGAACGCGAGUUCGUGUUUAACCGGCGACGUUACGUUUGAUGGCUCAAAGGGUGCUUCUGGUGCAGUAGCGGCAACAACAUUGGCAGCCAACAACAACAAGAAUAAAAAAACUGAUAACAACGGUGAUAAUACUACUGAUGAAAACGGCGAUCAAGACAUCACUGAUAACGACAGCAGUGAUGAUGAGGCUGCGAAUAAGAGUGGUACACCAGUAGAGCUGGAGAUAAGCAAAGAAAGUGAUAAGCUAAGAACUAAUCCAGAUUAUCAUCAUAAGCAUUAUUAUGAUGCAUCUGACAAGUUGCAUUGUUGUUUACACAAAAGAGCGACGACGUUGUUAACGAAUCAAGUGGCGGUAGCUGAGAAACGAGAUGAAUCGGAUGAUGAUGGUUGUUGUUGUGAUAAGAUAAGAAGAGAUAAGACGCUGCUGCAGUCACCAUCGCUCGCUGGCACAUGUGCAGAUAUUAUUUCGAGAGCAACAUCAGAAGUCAGAGCAAAGAAGAACAACAAUUUGGAUUUUGUUCGUAACAGUAACAAGGACAAGAAUAUUUGUGUUCAUGUCGAUAAUGUAAACUUACAAAGACAAUAUUGUUCUGAGCCAUGUAAUCCUGAAACGUCGUCAUAUUGCAAUAUACAUCGUCUGAUGAAUAGUGCAGACUCAAAUUGUUAUAGUUGUCGUUGUUGUUGUUGUUGUUGUACUAGUUCCUCUAGAACGACUUGUACUUGUAACGGUUCUCCUUCAUUAGUUAUCAACACUACGCCUAAACAGCCCAAUCUCAAUGUGAAUGUUGAUAUUUGUCGUAGUACUACUAGCGAUCGUGCAAACACUCAAACUACGACCAGUUCAAGCUCAAAGAAAUGUUCUGUCGUCAGUGAUGAUGUUGAUCCGAUUAAAAAUGGUCCCUUAAUUGUUCAUAAUUCAACUCGAUCAGAUUCUACGUCUCCCUCUUCUUCCUCUGCUGCUACUGCUGGUGGUGGUGAUGGUAGUGGCGGUGGUAGUAGUGGUCAACGCAGUUCACAGUCAGAUAAAAUAUCACUUCAGUCAAUUCGAGUUUUAUUUACGGGCACUGAUGUUAGUUACGUGUAG